This is a messenger RNA of Didymella exigua CBS 183.55, 1704 nucleotides long. RefSeq lists its product as uncharacterized. Gene Ontology annotation, cellular component: GPI-anchor transamidase complex. Bases 1 to 1704 code for a protein of 567 amino acids. NCBI's taxonomy places the organism in Eukaryota, Fungi, Ascomycota, Dothideomycetes, Pleosporales, Didymellaceae. The record is from RefSeq and is a predicted model, not a curated record. Gene Ontology annotation, biological process: attachment of GPI anchor to protein. The transcript has 2 exons.
AUGGCCUCACCGAACGCGGCCGACGCGUCAUCUACGGCUGCAUCGACUAAAGAGACGUCUGCGACUACUUCAGGAGCCAAUAGAGCACGGACUGCGCCUCCAGCAGAGUCAAAAGAAGGCAUAUGGCUUCGUCGCGCGGCCAUCUUCUCCUUUUGGGCUGUCGUCGUCCUGCUGGGGCUGCCAGUAUGGUGGAAGACGACAGCCAUCUAUAGGGCGGAGCUUCCGCUCCAGGAUAUGACAGACUGGGCUGCGGGAAAGCUAUGCAAGCCCGUCUUCCCUCUGCGCAUCGCCGUCGAACCGUCGAUGCCCUCGCAUGACGCACAACAGUUGGUCAGAUUGACACAGCAUGCCAUUGACGACCUCAAUGAAUUCUCCGCGCACCAUCUUCGACUGAUUUCCACCACCUCCCCCAACACUGCCAACUCCUCCCAAGAGGUUGCCAUCGAUGGGAUGAGCGUCAGGAGUGACGACACGGACAACGCAUUGGUCGUUCGCAUGAUUCAAGUGGAGACUGGGGAGACACCUCGAUCGCAGUUGCAGUCGUAUUCGCCUACACUCGACGUAUAUUACUCCGCAAGUCAACUUCCUGCGCAGUCCUCGACCAGCUCACCGCUCGCUACCUUUAUAGCCCGGCAACUGCACACUGUCUUCGCCGAGGAACAGGCCCAGCUAGCAUAUCUGUUGGCGACCCAGCCCGGUGCGCAAGCUGCUAGAACCAAGGCGUUGUCUAUCGAGAAGUACAUCGAGUUGGACCGGCAGUCGACCAAGGUGUUGAAGUACGCUCCGACCUACCACCUCACAUUCUCGUUGUUCAGCCCCUCAUACACACCGUCCGCUUGGAACAUCGAAGCUGCCCUCAAGACAUAUGUGUCAUCUUUACUCGAGUCCUUUUCAGGCAUCAGCAACUUCACUGUCGACUCUCAGGUGCAGCUGUACGCUUCUUUCUCACCAUCUAUCCGUCAACCCGAGUAUGACGAAGACCUGAAGGCAUGGACGCUCCGCAGAGAGGAUCUUAGCGGCUUCAUCAACGCCGCCGAGUGGCCACUGACCCCGAGCAUCGGCGAAGGGCCUACCGUCAAUUUCAUCCUCUACGUCCCGGAUGCAAGCCAGUCUCCUUUGCUCGUCAAAGAGAAUGCAGGCAACAGUUGGUUGAUACCUCAAUGGGGUGGCGUUCACAUUCUGAACCUUCCAAGUGGCUCAAGUACAACCAACGUCUUGGCCGCCAAAGACCUCGCACCGGCCAUGCACACCUUCUCGGACCAAUUGACGACAUUAUUCGGCUUACCACAGGCUCCUGCAUCGUUGCCUCUUCGCAUAUCGACCCUUGAACGUGUGCGAGCUGCAUCACUCAUCUUCUCGGCCUCCUCGACGCUAGGCGCACUGGCCCAAGUCUAUCAAAAGAUGCCUUCUAUUCCGGUACCGGACAAUGUAGCCCAAUCCGUCGACUCAACCAUCACUCAUCUUCACCAAGCAUGUAACUUCCUUCGAGAAGGUCAAUUCCAGAGCGCUCUCGAACACGCGCGAGUUGCGGAAAUGGAGGCUGAGAAGGCGUUCUUCGAACGUUCCAUGGUCGGCCAGGUCUACUUCCCAGAUGAGCACAAGGUCGCUGUCUAUCUGCCGUUACUGGGCCCAGUUGCUGUGCCUCUAGUUAUGGCUGCGCUCAAGGAGCUCAAAGGCGUAAUUGCAGCAAUUCGCGGCAGGUGA